Messenger RNA from Biomphalaria glabrata, 6052 nucleotides. RefSeq names its product protein arginine N-methyltransferase 9-like. Gene Ontology annotation, biological process: peptidyl-arginine methylation. The transcript is spliced from 13 exons. Bases 28 to 3423 code for a protein of 1131 amino acids. The record is from RefSeq and is a predicted model, not a curated record. Lineage: Eukaryota; Metazoa; Mollusca; Gastropoda; Planorbidae. Gene Ontology annotation, molecular function: protein-arginine omega-N monomethyltransferase activity.
CACAAUUUUUAAGUUUUCAGCGUCAAUAUGGCAGCCUCCUCGGAGUUAAACUCUAGAACAGACUCUGACGACGAUGAUGGCGAUAGUUCUACAUCUUCAUCUAGAUCUAGUUCAUCAGGCGGAAUCGAAACACAAAUUUCUUCAUGGACAUAUAUUUGUAAAUCUUUCUCUGACAUGCUAAGGUCCGGGGAUAAAAUAAAUCUCGAUUACGUUUUCAAAUCUGCAGAGCAAGCUGUACUCAACGAAGAGCCCGUUCACGCCUUAAAAUUAUUUGCAAUGGGAUUCAAACAGAUUUGUAAUGAAAAUUGCGACAGUCAUUUCACUUUUAGAUCUAGAUCUACAACGGAUGAAAUGCGUCAAAAUGAAAAACCAUAUGAGGCAUAUGUUUCUGAUUUCAAUUUAAAUCUUGAUGAUCUAAUUGAAAUGAUGUGUGUUGCCAUCAACCAAUGUGCAAUUUUGAUAACAAAUGAAAACAAAACCAAAAAUAUUAAUGGGAUGAAGUUAAAUGUAAAACAAUGUCUAGAGUUGAUAAUAAACAGUUGUGAGUUGCUAUCUUUACUCAAAACAAGACUUAUCUGCAGUGCAGCAUCCCUGUAUUUUAGUUUAAAAGACUACCAGAAAGGUUUUCAGUUGGCCACUAAAGCUGUUCAGGCAGAUUCAUCCUCCACAUUAGCUCAAGAAACUUAUGAAAAUAUGUGCUGUCAUUUAGUAGAAAGGUGGCACUUUGCAAUGUUAAAUGAUGUAUCAAGAAAUCAGGCUUACCAAAGAGCAUUGUGUGAAGCCAUUGGAAAAGUCACAUUCAAUCCAGUUGUUUGUGAUGUUGGAUCUGGAACAGGUUUGCUCAGCCUCAUUGCUUGUGAGCAAGGCAAAUGUAGUCAGGUAUAUGCCAUUGAAAAGUCAUCCAUUAUGUGCAUGGUGGCUCAAGAUAUUCUAAAGACAAAUCUCAGCCCUGAGCUCAUUCAAAGAGUGCAAAUAGUUAACAAAAUGUCAACCACAAUGUCAGUUCCUGAUGACAUGAAACAAAGUGCAGAUAUUCUAGUCACUGAGACUUUUGAUGCUGGGCUGUUUGGGGAAGGAAUUCUGCCUACAUUAUGUCAUGCCUGGUCCAAGUUGUUACAAAAUACUGGUUCAACAAAGGCUUUAGUGAUACCUAGCAAAGCUGAGCUGUUUAUUCAAGCUGUAGAAUGUGAUUAUAUUCGCAUGGAAAAUAGGUUUAGUGGUGGAGUUGGUGAUAUUGAGUUUCAGAACAUCUUUCUGUGUAGUACCACAGGAAUGUGUGACCCUGAUCCAUAUACAACUCAAGAUCUCAAGCUGCUUCCAGGAGGAUUCAGAGUCUUGUCACAACCAGUGAAAUUUAUGGAAGUCGACUUUAAUAACCCCAAGGAGCUCAUGAAGCUGAACAAAGGCUUAACCCAGGAAAUAUCUCUCACCAUAACAAAGGAAGGCAGACUUGAUGCGUUGGCAAUGUGGUUCACUCUACAUCUGAAUGACUCUGUCCAGAUUAGCACACAUACACAGUCCAACAGUUGUUGGGAGCAGGCCAUAUUUCCUGUACAUGCAGUGAAAAUUCAGAAGCAGCCAGAGUCAAGAGGUAAAAAAGUGUCUUUAAAUCUGAAAAUAGAUGACAUAGUGCAUGUUAUACAGUGUGUUAAAGGUGGAAAGCUAUGUAUGGAUGUAACUAGCUUGUCAAAGCAUGGGGAAAAAAUGAUCCAGUGCUACAAUAUCACACAGCCAGUCCCAAAGUUUCUGUCCAGUGUUUCGGAUUGGUUUAAACAUCAAGUUUUCUGUUUGAGCUCAGGGGAGAUAAUAAGCCUGAACAACAAAGAUUUCUAUGCUGCUAUCAUUCAUCAAAUCAAGUCUAGCAACAAGGGGGAAGAUGUAGACUUUGUCCACUUAAAUAUAGGAUUCUCUCCCCUUUGUCUAGUGGCCUUGCAGUCUGGUUACCGACACAGCUUAGCUAUUGCACACAGUCUGUGCCAUCAAGUUUUGCUCAGAGCGUUAUGCAGAUGUAAUAACAUCGAUAUGAGAAGACUGUCACUUGUAGAUGACAUCGAUGGAUUUAUUAAUCUCUUAGAAUUGAGUGACCCAGGAGAUGCAACUCAGCCUUCAGAGACAGAAAAUUGGAAAGACUGUCAGGUGUCGGAGAGGAAAAAAGUGCAUGUCCUGUGCGAUGUUGUGGAUGUACAAGGCAGAAUAGUUGAGAACCUGUGGGACCAACUGAAUGUACUCAAAUAUUGUUUAUCAGAUUAUACCAUACAGCAAGUCAUCCCAUACCAAGUGGAUAUCUAUGGCGUAUUAAUUGAAUCACAAGAUUUGAUCUGUUUAAGUCGCAUCUUGUCAGAUGAAAACACAUUGGGCUAUAAUAUAGGAAGUUUCUUUAAUAAGUUCUCAACUAGGAAUUACCAAGGCAUUCUGCUGAGUACAUUGUCACAUUCAAAAUUGACAGAGCCUUUCAAGAUAUUCUCUGUAAGCUUGAAUAAAAUAUUCCAUGUACAGAAUGAUACUCUUCAGUCCAAAUCAUGCCCAGUGUUCAGUUCGACUAGUCAGCAAACGACAGCCUCUGUAAAUGUCAAUAUUGCUGUUAGUAACUCUGGUGAUGCCAAUUUAAGUCAAGUUAACAACAAUGUCAGCUGCAACAUCGUCAAUGUAAAGAGUUCACAAUGUAAAGAGAGAGCUGAACCCAGUUCUGUUCUACAGAAUUUAGAAUCUCAAAGUGCCACUGGAUCAAAUAAUUAUCUUUGUUCUCACAAUCACAUCAUUGAAACCAGUCUGCCUAGCAACACCAGUCAGUGCCCACAGUGUUCAGUGCUUACCUCAUGUACACCUGACCAAGUAUCACCAUGUCAAUCCAAGAGUUUAGAAAAGGACCAAACUACAAUGGCAGCAGAGAACACAUUCAUCCCAGGACCAAAUAACAACAAAAAUGAUGCCUUCAGAUUCUCUCACUUCAAUCAUUCUGUUGAUGGUGCUACUAUAGAAGUUGACUCUUUAAAAAUGUCCAAUGAAAUAGAUACCACUCUAAACAAACUUUCAUCAUCAAUUCCAUUGCCAGCACCCAUUGUUUCACAAAAUAAUGUUUGUCACUCAGAAUCAUCCCCAAAUCACAAGCCCAAUUAUGAUGUCGAUGAAACUUUAUUGUUGAAGGAUGAUCAAGACAAAGGGGAAGAUGAAACUAAUGAAAUGAAUCAAAUACAGAGAUUACAGAUACCUGUUAUAGAGUCUGGCAAUAUCACUGCAUUGAUCUAUUGGUUUGACCUGCACAUGUCACCUACUGUCAGCAUCAGUACACUCAGCUACCCUCAACACUGGCAACAAGCUGCGGUCAUGGUCCCUCACUCACCAUCAGUAGUAAAAGGGGAAUUCCUGGACAUUCAAUUUAAGUUAGGCAACUCAGCCCUUAGCCUUUCUUUUUGUACCAAGUAGCUGCUUUAAACAUGAAUAUUAUUUACCCCCUAGUAAACACUUUCAAGAAAUGUUCAUUCCUGCUCAGUAAGAAAAAAAAAAUCAAAUGUUAUGUCAGAACUGUAAAAUUAUUUUUUGGAAACAAAUGUUCCUAUGUUUGGUUCACAUCUUUUACAAGUACCUGGCAUAUCUUGGUACAAGUAAAUCAGUGGUGGCUAUAUGCUAGGAGAACCUUGAACUUCAUAGCCUUAUAAGCUCUUGAAACAGUUCAAGGCUAACAAUUUUUUUGUUUUUCAAAAUGAUGUUGCUCACAAACAAAAUAUAUGCAGCACAAUUUAAAUGUGUAACAUGGCAAACACAGACACCAAACACUGUUUUACAGACACAAGCCAAAGAUAUGAAGCAGUGUUUUAUAAACACAUAUAUAUGAAACAUUACACACAAAUGUUGAGGAACAAUCUGCAUUUAAGGGAUUCACACAAUGUUAAAAUUGACUUCAAACAUAUCAGGCAAACGUAUGAUCUUUGUUUGCACUUUUUAAAAUUGUAUUUAAAAUACUACUAUUAUUUAAAAGCAACUUUUAGUCUCAGUCGAUCAAUUACAUGUCAUUUCUGUUGACAUAUAUCUUUCUUUUUUUUUUAUCACAAAAUUUUUUGAUCAAUUGAGAUAAUUGUAUACUGUAUACAUGUUGUAUUUUUUUUUUACUCUAAUUAUUUUUGUUUUACAUUUAAAUUACAUUAAAUUAAAAAAAGAAAAAGAAAAUUAAAACAUAGAAAAAGUUUUAUAUAUACAAAACAAUAACAACAUUGAAAUGAUGUACAUGGUAUUCUAUAGAAUUUAUGUAUAAAAUGGAUAAAUUCAAGGACCUGCUUAAUUGUUGUUGCUAUUUUCAAAUUAUUUAUCAAAUACAACUUUGUAGCUAAACGAUUAAAUCAGUAUAACAAAACAUUACGGUAGCAAGGACUUGCAGUAUUUCCAAUCCUAUUACACACUAAAGAAAACAAAUAUCUAUGGUUAAAAAUCUUCAACUACAAUAGAGAAGAGGUGGGGUGGAUGAGGGGUAGUGCUUUGUUUCAGUUCUGAGAGGUCAAAGAUUCAAAUCCUGUGAAGACUGGGAUUUUAAACGUCAAUUUUAGCACACCCCUUGGAGUCCACCCAAUUAAUUCUAUUGGGUGCCUGACAUAUGUUUGGAAAGUAAGGGUGGUUGAUUAUUGUUCUGGCCACAUGACACCCUCCUUAACAGUUGACCAUAGAAAUAGAGCUUUACAUCUGGCCCAUAGGUUGAAAGGUCUGAAACAUUACAAUAGAAUACUUUUGCCUGCCAUAUAUUAUAGAAAGUAUUGUCUGGCUUUUGUCUUUCAUACUGAUUUAACAAGGAGCCAGUGUGAGAGUGAAAAUGUCUUUUACAAUGUAAGCAACUAACUUUUGUAUAUUAAUUCUUUUUCUAAACUUGUAGACCUAGCUCAUAGAUGGUGACUGUCUUUUUUUUUUGUUGUUGUUUUUUUGUUUGUUUAUUCAAUGACAUCCGUAACAGUUCUAGAUUACAGGCUAUUUGAAACUCUCAUCACUUUUAUUUUCUGUAUGCAAACAAGCAAAACUAUUUAUAAUUUCCCUAUGACUGUGACACAGUUUUACAUGGCUCCUUCUGUCUCAGAAGACAAUGAGUCACUGGCUUUGGUUACGUCUUGAGAUGGGGCAGAAUCUGGAGUGACUGAUCAAGCCAAUUCUGGAGCGGCAGAGUUGGCCACAGUUCUUACAUGUAUCUGCAUCUAUCCUAGGGCUAGCUUACAGGGCAGAUUUCUUUUUCUUUCUCUUGGCUGACGCAGAUUCGUUUCUUUAGCAUUCUGAGAAGUUCGUACCAGCAUGUACAGUCUGUCUCCAUGCUGUCUGGUCUUGGACUAUCUUCUCCAACAUACUUUGGUCAAUGCUUGUGGCUCUCAAGGCUCGCUUGCAGACAUCUCUGUAGGUUAGUCUUGGGAUUCUUCCAUCUGGCAUGUUUACACUAAAGCAAUUAAUACUAGAAACAAAAACAUUUUAUCCAUGCUCAAGAAUAAUGACAAAAAUUGAUUGAAUGCCAAAUAGUAAAACUUAACAGAGACACUAGUUAGCAUAAUUCUAUAAGAAUGAUGCUUCCAACAUUCCUGACCUAUAUAAGUUUUAACUGUUUUGAACGUUUCAACAAGAUUGGGGUAAACAAAAAUGACAUUGUAAAUUAUUCAACUUAGUCACAUUUAUAUGUAAUUAGAGGAAUUGUUAUGGCUAGAGUCAGGUGACUAGCAUUGUAUUGAUGUUAAUAGCUACAAAUAAGGCUGAACACAAAAUGCUCAUUAUUUUUAAAAUGUUAUUUAACUUACUGGUAAAGGUACUAGUUUUGUUUUGGUAGUAUAUAAAUAUUUCUGUAUAUGUUACACUAAUGUACCAAUGUAUCUACCAAUCUACAAAUCUUGGAACAACUUACCAAUCUAUUGAUUAUUUGUCUUUCAACAAUAGUUCAAAUACUUGCUUUUUUAAUGUUCAUUUAUGUUUGUGUAUUUGACUGUAUCAUUUUUCUUCGCCUAACUUAACACUAUUUAAAUUUUCUUAUUGUUUUAUGUUGUUUAAAAAAAAAAAAACUGAUAUGGUUCUUCAAUAAAUGCCUUAAUAAUAAAGU